This is a messenger RNA of Ilyonectria robusta, 2314 nucleotides long. RefSeq lists its product as uncharacterized. The record is from RefSeq and is a predicted model, not a curated record. NCBI's taxonomy places the organism in Eukaryota, Fungi, Ascomycota, Sordariomycetes, Hypocreales, Nectriaceae. The transcript is spliced from 2 exons. Bases 1 to 2211 code for a protein of 736 amino acids.
AUGCCCCCACCCCAACAUUUUUUCCUCGUUGAGGGGGUGCAUCUUGCUACUUCACCAUUACUCGAACCCGAGUCGAUCGAAGUCCGUUGGCUGUGUCGAAUGGCAUUCCCUCAUGAGGAGCGACAGCCUGGCCAUGGAUCUUUCACCGCGGAAUUCUGGGACCAAAGCACGAGCGUCCAUAGGAGGACUCUAGCCUCGAAGAGUCAGUUUGAUCUCGUCCCUAGCCCAAUUGAUACUGACGAUGUCAUCAGUACGACUCGAACGAAUACCACAAGCGAAGGUGUAUUGGACUCAUACAUUGCCCACGAGCCGCCAGCCAAACGACUUAGACUCGAAUCUGAUGAACCCAAGCACGGCAAUCCCUCAGACCAAAGUCUGGUCAUCGAUAUCAAUCAGCUUGAAAACGCAAUCCAGAUCGAAUUAGUAGAAGCUGUUCUAAGAUCGUCCCAGGAUAUCGGCGGAGCGGAAGUGGAUGAGGAGCAGACCACUGUCCUGUUAGAAGAACGCUUGGGUGCGGAAACAUCAUUUCAAGAGAAUACCACUGAGCUCUUGGCUUACAUGGGAAUCUCCACCUCUACCACCGUGUCAUCGUGGGGCGAUAUUCUUUUGGACCUUUGCGAGACAGGGGACUACAUGCUCCCCCUCAAGAAUUUCAUCGGAGAUUGCAAGACUCAAAUGCUCUACCGAGAAGAAUCUGCGGAACCGAUCGAUGAUUACCUCAACCGCUACGGCAGGGAAAGUUGGUCGACCCACGACGUACGGAUUGACCAUGAAUGGGACGCUUAUGCCUCCGAGAUUCACGGUCUAGCUGAAGGUGCCAUCACUGUCGGUUCAUUGUCAAAGCCGUCUGGGCCAUUGAAAGCGGUACUCACAUGCAACUGGCACUACCCAACAUGGAGCAGCAAGUCGCCUUUAUGGGGACAUGUUAUGGACCCAACUAAUCCGUCCCUCCGUGCACAAAAGGAGAAGUUUGGCUUGAGUCCUCUUGUCAGAUCUCAGAAUCGACUGCCCAUUCGGGAACAUUACCAGGCCGGCGGCAUCGACUGGGAGAGCAAUUACCCUAACUGGAAGCGAAUCGAGGAAAAGUCCCUUCUCAACCGGUCGCUCAAUCGAUACUCAAAACUCGUUAUGGUCAUUGGAACAGAGAACGCCCAUUCCUUAGACACUAUCAUCAACCUUGAUAGUACAGUGGAGGUUGUUGACGUCAGAUUGAAGAUUCCACUUGUUAGGGUAUUCCAAGCUGUGCCCUAUUUCAAGGUCAUUCGGUCGAAAGCGACAAAGGAAGUUCAGCAAGUUGUCUUUUUCUCCUACCAUACUCAAGCAUUCCAUCACAGAGAUGUCGAAAUGUCAACCCGAGCAUACCACGAUCUACUAUGGAAUGCAAUAAGCGACUUUGCGAUGACCGCGGCACCAACACGUGGAGCGGUAUACUUCCUCCGCCAGAGCGAUAUCAACCGCCGAGUAGCAGGAUCGAAAUACGAAAAUACUCAGUUCCAUCUUGCGGCGAGGCUCCGCGGCAAUGAAAAGAAAUCUGGCGUUACUCUUCCGGAAGGUGUUGUCAGAAGAGCUUUCGCGAAAACGAUCCGAAAGCACCCUGCCAUCAUGCUUGUACCGGAUGAUACAAACAGCUAUGUCAGAUGCUUGCUAAUGCACUUCAUAUCGAGGGCGCAGGAAAGGAUCAACGACCCCGAAUGGAGAAAGGGUCCCGAGUAUCAAAAAAUGUACGAUUCACAUAUUCGCGUAUUGGACGCUCACCGGUCUUCUGGACAUGCAAAAGGUCGCGCAACCAGACAAACAGUGGCCUAUAAGGCGUCAGAUAAAGGUCUUUACUCCACUGCUUCGCUCAAGAGAUCUGCAACUUUGCCCCGAAACCAGCAGCAAAAUAGAGUCGCCGCCUUGCUAAAGGUGAAACAAAUCAAGGCAUUGCGAGACUCCAACCCAGACGACCUCAAUCCUAAGGAACGUGCAAUGCAGGACCGAAUCCGUUGUCUCAAUGUCAUGGACAAUCAGAAACUGAGGGACUUCUUCAGAAAUCAGGUUGUUUGGUGGACUCCGUGGCAACCCAACGGUCUUCGCUAUGGUGGAGAUGGAUGCCAACAGCCAGAUGACUUCCCCUACAUGUUGCAGGAUCAUCCCGCUGUUAAAGUGUCUGGUGUUUUUAAGCCGCAAGAGAAGAAGGCUUUUGUCGUUGAUCCCGCCGCGCCACCAUAGGUUGAACAUUUCAAUCAUGAAUUCGAACCAUUCUGUGUUGAUGCAAGGCGCAUUGAAGGUUGUUAUUUCCUUGCUAUAAAUCGGGGUUGGAGGAGUUACAAAU